Molecule: messenger RNA, 774 nt
Organism: Aspergillus uvarum CBS 121591
Lineage: Eukaryota; Fungi; Ascomycota; Eurotiomycetes; Eurotiales; Aspergillaceae
Product: H/ACA ribonucleoprotein complex subunit GAR1/NAF1
Exons: 7
Coding region: 31-582 (183 amino acids)
Biological process (GO): snoRNA guided rRNA pseudouridine synthesis; ribosome biogenesis
Cellular component (GO): box H/ACA snoRNP complex
Molecular function (GO): box H/ACA snoRNA binding
Source: RefSeq, a predicted model, not a curated record
CAGAUCGAUCAGAACACCCAGCAAUACAACAUGUCUUUCCGGGGCCGUGGUACGGGCGCCAAUCGUGGCGGUAGCUUUGGUGGUCGCGGUGGUCGCGGAGGCUUUCAGCAGCCUGUCGGACCCCCGGCGCAGGUUUUGGAGAUGGGAACUGUCAUGCAUGCUUGCGAAGGCGAGAUGGUUUGCGAAUCGAUCAACCCCAAGAUUCCCUACUUCAACGCCCCCAUCUACCUCGAGAACAAAACCCCUAUUGGUAAGGUCGAUGAGGUUCUUGGCCCCAUCAACCAGGUCUACUUCACCGUGAAGCCUCAGGAAGGCAUUGUCGCGACUUCGUUCAAGGCUGGUGACAAGGUCUACAUCGGCGGCGACAAGCUUCUUCCCUUGGAGAAGUAUGUUCCUUCCCAAGCCCAAGCCCCCACCGGGAGCUGCCAAGCCCAAGAGAGCCGGCGGUGCUGGUCGUGGUGGUGCUGGUGGUCGCGGUGGCCGUGGUGGCUUCGCUCCCAGAGGUCGUGGUGGUCCUCGCGGUGGUGGUUUCGGUGGUGGCAGCGGUGGGUUCCGACGAUAGACAGUGUCUGUCUGACCUAAAGUACUGUCUUAUUACGGCGUUAUGGGAAAACGGGAGCUUCUUGCAGGAAUUUAUUUGUCUCGAUAUUCUUGUGCAUCCUCGGAAAAUUGCUGCUUGUCAAAGUGCAGAGGCUGUGAGCACAAUGCAGCCAUUAGACCCAUGUAUUGCAAUGAUUAUACCUGUUAAUUCUACCUUGGUUUCCCCUGCGACGC